This is a messenger RNA of Cladocopium goreaui, 2293 nucleotides long. Lineage: Eukaryota; Dinophyceae; Suessiales; Symbiodiniaceae. The record is from the annotation of a GenBank genome assembly.
AUGAUGGUGCAGAUGCUGAUGGAACGGAGAAUUCUGGAGGAGGAAACUGAUCGCCAAAUGCGAAAACGUUUGGAUGGAGGUGUGCACGAAGGUGGCUGCAGCGGCCUUGGUCUCGGUGCCUUGGAGAGUUUCAUGGGUGGGGUGGUGGCUGUGGACAACCUUUGGCUCUGCGUGGCUAUCACCUUGGGCAUGGCGCUGGUCACCGGCCUCACGCAGCCCUUUGCUCAGCCGCAGAUGAAUGUCCUGCAGAGCGCCUGCUUCGCAUGCCUAGCCCUGGCAGCCGUCGGCUUCCGGCACCACAUGGCCCUGGCGCGGCUGGCGCUGGCGGUGCCCUUCGUGCUGCUGGUGCUGCAGCUGCGGCGGCCGGAUUCACCCGAGAUGCUGGCAUUGAGGCUGCAGCAGGAGUUGGAGGCCAAGAUCCACGAGGGACCCGUAGAAGUCAGCGCUGAGCAGUUUACGCAGAUCUUCACGGAUGAAACUGGAACCUUUCGUCUUGCAAUGGAAAAAAGUCGUGGCAAAAUGUCGUUCUUGGCUCUGACGGGCUGCCCGCAGACUUGGGGCAUAGAGCUUCGCUUCUUUUGGAGAGCAACGAGGUGCCGGCGUGGCUGGAGUGCCCUGAAGAAGUGCAGGAGAAGCUGCGAGGGCAGCUGCAGGGCCUGGGUCUCUUGGGAGAAGGCAAUCCAUGGCAUUUGGUGCUACAACAACUGCACUCUACGCUCCAUCCGGAGCAGCGACGCCACCGGAGGUUUGAGUUCGGUGAAGGAGAUGACGGAUCUGGGAGUUCUGGAGCUUGCAGGCAGCCAGAUCACUGGCAAUGUCUCUGAGCUGGCGAAGCUGAAAGGACUCUGCAAACUUGACCUUUCGCAUACAGAGGUCAUGGGCGAUCUUGCAGAGCUGUCGAAGCUCACGGCUCUCACACAGCUUCGACUUCCCCACACCCAGGUGUCAGGCAACGUCGCAGAGCUAUCGAAGCUGAAUCUCUUUCGCCUUGACCUUUCACAGACAGAGGUCAUGGGCGAUCUCGCGGAGCUGUCGAAGCUCACGGCUCUCGAAGACCUUCGACUUCCCCACACCCAGGUGUCGGGCAACGUUGCGGAGCUAUCGAAGCUGAAAGAACUCCGGCACCUUGACCUUUCGCGGACUCAGGUCGUGGGCGAUGUAUCGGUGCUAACGAACAUGACUAAGCUCUAUGACCUUUCCCUGGCACAGUCCCGAGUCCAUGGGGAUUUCGGCGUCAUCAGCAGCAUGCCCAGCCUGGAGGAGGCCGACUUGUCCAGCACCGCGGUGUCUGGGAACCUGGAGGACUUGCGGUGGGGUUGCUGCAAAAAGCUCCGGGAACUGCACCUUGGAGAUGCACAAGUGCGGGUUUCGCCUGAUGUUAGCGUUCGAAGAGGGUUGCUUCCAGCUUUGCGAUCUUUCAACGUCAGUGGUAGCAAGCUGAAUGCCAGCGUCAAUGAUCUGUUGGCGUUUUUGGCUUCCACGAGAAUCACCAGCAUUGUUGCCGCAGGAUGUGGUUUGACAGGCGAGCUCCCCGCGCUGCUUGCGAAAACUCCCUUGGGCACCUCUUUGCAGCUGCUAGACCUCUCAGGAAAUGGCUUGGAUGCGGUGGAUGCCUUGCUUGCGAACCUGAGACUGGAUGUUAGCCGCAAUGAAAUCCCGUUGCGCGUGAGCCGGGACGUCAUCAAAGCUGCGGCCAAGUCUGGGACAGACCUCUGGAUGAUGAACACAGAACUGGCGAACAGGGAGGAAAUCAUGGCGAAUUGCUCCAACGAGCUGCAGCUCGAGCAGAUGUGGACCCCAAGGGAGACCGGUGGAUACUCGUGCCAUGACCUCGUGCGACCCAAUAUUCGUGUCACGCCAGAGCGAUUCUUGCCAAAGAUCAUGUGUGCCUGUGGCCCAGGCCACUUUGGUGCCGGUACCAACUGCUCGGCAUGUCCGAAAAACACUUUCAACGACCAAAUGGAUCAAAACAAGUGUCAAGCUUGCCCUCAAGGCGGAAAGGCUCCAGCUGGAUCUCAGGCCCUUUCGGCCUGCAAGUGCCCCUAUGGUACGCCGGGGACGUUUGAGAACAAGACCAUGUGCCGAUGUGACCGCGGUGAAGCGCUCAGUUCUGACCACGAAUGUCGGUCCUGCGGCAAACUGCACCUGGUUUGCGAUGCACCUGGAAGCCUUGUAGCCACAGCGCCCUUGGAGCCGGGCCACAUCCGCUUGAAGGAGCCGUCGGAAGAGAUCUUCGAAUGCCUUGAUCGUCAACAUUGCAGGAACUCCAGUUGCGCACCAGGACUGGGAAGGA